AGGCCAUAUGAGGGAUCAAUCUGAAAGUUUCUCAGGCCAGAAGAAAAUCUCUUUCUCUGAAAAUCGAAACGCCCAUAGGCCUGUCGUUUCACCAAUCCCCAUCUCUUUCGACAGCUUCACCUCCACCUCCACCGAGACCUCACUCACACAAAACGCAUAUGAGCUCUCCUGUCCUCCACACUCUAAGACCAAUUCCUCACUGAGACCCACUGUAAUUCUCACACCCGUUUCCUCCCACGGGAUUCACAGGGGAAGAGACCAGCUCCCUUUUAUCCCCGAAACCAGCUCCUCCUCCUCCUCCAUCGUCCUCCCUGAACCUCUGUCUCCUUUAGUCACUAUAUCCACCAUACCCACAGGCCCCCAUCAGCACCUUUUCCCGUUUCCUUUCCUCCGAAGUCGCCAGUUCCCCCUUUCAACAUCCUCAUUCGCUUUAUCACCUCCGUUCCUUCUCUCCACCGAAGCGACCAGAAGUCCCCACGAAACCCUGGUGCCAUCUCCAUUGAUACCCAGCCUCCCGAUUCAUUGCAAUAGCGGCAACACCCGUGGAACCAGAAAGGCUCAGACCAAUAGAGCCCUUUAUCAGCUGAUGCAGCGUCCGCCUCCAUUGAGACGGGACGGCAGCUCAUUGUUAGAGGCAGAGACCCAUUCUACCGGCUUCACUAUCAGUUUCUCGCACCAAGGCUUUGGGCAUACUCUCCAAAUUCGGCUCCCCUAGAAGCAUUGACGCUGCGACACCUUGUCUUUGCGUGAACAGGACGGAGCAAGCCUAGUACUACGCCGUGGUUCAGAGGAGGUGCCAGCAUUCCUUGUCUACUGAGACAGAACACUAGUUUGCUUCCAGACAGUAGAUUCACACUUGACCGGAGACCACUUUCCUUUUACCUGCUUCAACGUCAGAUUCUCGGGCCAAGGAUUUGGGUAGGGAGCUCUAUUGACAAGUAGGUCAACGCAGCAUCAGGACCACUGAUUAACUGACGUUGCUACACCGAUUCGGCCAGAACAUGCCCUCAUUGCUACACCCAAUUGGCAGAUUGGUGCAGACCUGCAACUGCAAAGGAUUAAAUAUUUCCAAGCUUCUUUCAUCGCUUCAAGCCUAUAGCCCAUUCUUUUCAGCAGCCACAGAUUCUUGGCAAGUUACCUCUGAUCACCUUGAAAAUGAAAAAAAAUAUACUGAUUUGGAUCUUUGUUUCCAGUCCUGCACCAAGCUUCCCCAUGCCAAGUGUCUUCACAACGUUCUUCUGGUGUCAGGACAAGCUCAAAAUAUCUUGGUCUCUACAAAACUUGUCAAUCUUUAUUCCUACCUUGGUGAAGUCUUAUUAUCUCGUUGCACUUUUGAUCAGAUUCCUAAGAAAAAUGUCUAUACCUGGAAUUGUAUGAUCUCUACUUAUGUUCGUCAUGGCCGUUUCAAUGAAGCUCUAUGCUGUUUCUAUCAGUUCUUGUUGACAUCUGGCUUUCAACCUGAUUUUUACACUUUUCCUCCUGUGGUUAAAGCUUGCCAAAAUCUACUUGAUGGGGAAAAAAUACAUUGCAUAAUUUUAAAGCUGGGUUUUGAGUGGGAUGUUUUUGUAGCUGCCUCCUUGAUACACAUGUAUUCGCGAUUUAGAUUGGUACAUGCUGCCCGAAAACUGUUUGAUGUUAUGCCAUCACGAGAUAGAGGUUCAUGGAAUGCAAUGAUUUCUGGGUAUUGUCAGAAUGGGAAUUUUGCAAAGGCAUUGGAUGUUGCAGAUGAGAUGAGAUUGGAAGGAUUACCUAUGGAUGCUUUUACUGUUGCCAGUAUUCUUCCUGUUUGUGCACAAAUGGAUGAUAUUGUAAGUGGGAAGUUGAUUCAUUUGUUGGUUAUAAAGCAUGGAUUAGAAUUCAAACUUUUUGUCUCCAAUGCAUUAAUUAACAUGUAUGCCAAAUUUGGUAGCUUGAGCCAAGCACAGAAAAUUUUUGAUCAGAUGAUGACUAGAGAUAUUGUGUCAUGGAAUUCAAUAAUUGCUGCUUAUGAGCAAAAUGAUGAUGCAAUUAUGGCUCGUUCAUACUUUGACAAGAUGCAACAAGUUGGCAUCCAGCCUGAUUUGUUGACACUUGUUAGUUUGGCUUCAAUCGUUGCUCAGUUGAAUGAUCAUCUAAACAGCAGGGCUGUUCAUGGAUUUAUCUCUAGGAAAUGCUGGUUUGAAGAUACUGUUAUUGGGAAUGCAGUUGUGGACAUGUAUGCUAAAUUGGGCAUGACAGAUUUUGCCCGUAUGGUAUUUGAAAGACUUCCUGCUAGAGAUGUGAUUUCGUGGAAUACUUUGAUAACUGGCUACACUCAAAAUGGUCUUGCCAGCGAGGCAGUUGAAGUGUAUCACGUGAUGAAAGAAUGCAAAGAUAUUAUUCCAACCCAAGGGACUUGGGUUAGUAUUCUACCAGCCUAUUCUCAUUUAGGAGCCUUGCAGCAAGGCAUGAAAAUUCAUGGGCAGGUUAUUAAAAAUUCUCAAUUCCUGGAUGUUUUUGUGGGCACCUGCCUCAUUGACAUGUAUGGAAAAUGUGGAAAAUUGGAUGAUGCAAUGUCAUUAUUUCAUGACGUGCCAAGAAAGAAUUCAGUCCCAUGGAAUGCCAUGAUCUCUUGUCUUGGAGUUCAUGGGGAUGGUGAGAAAGCUCUUAAGCUCUACAGGGACAUGAUAGCUGAAGGAGUAAAGCCUGAUCCUGUCACUUUUGUGUCUUUAUUAUCGGCUUGUAGCCAUUCAGGUCUAGUCAGCGAUGGUCAACAGUGUUUUCAGGUGAUGCAGGAGUAUGGGAUUAAGCCUACUUUGAAGCACUAUGGCUGCAUGGUAGAUUUAUUUGGUAGGGCUGGGGAUCUGGAAAUGGCAUACACGUUUAUAAAAAAUAUGCCAAUACAGCCUGAUGCUUCUAUGUGGGGUGCUCUUCUUGGUGCAUGUAGAAUUCAUGGACAUACCGAGUUGGGUAAAUACGCUUCAGCUCGCUUGUUCGAAGUUGAUUCAGAAAAUGUUGGCUACUAUGUUUUGUUAUCAAACAUUUAUGCUACUGUAGGGAAAUGGGAGGGCGCAGAUAAGGUGAGAUCAUUGGCUAGGGACAGGGGACUGAGGAAGACUCCUGGGUGGAGCUCUAUUGAAAUGAACAAUAAGGUUGAUGUCUUCUAUACCGGAGUGAAAACUCAUCCAAAAUAUGAGGAGAUAUUCAGAGAGUUGAGGGAUUUGAAUGCAAAAAUGAAGACCCUCGGUUACGUUCCAGACUUUAGCUUUGUGUUGCAAGAUGUUGAGGAGGAUGAGAAAGAAUAUAUCCUCAUGGGCCAUAGUGAGAGGUUGGCCAUUGCUUAUGGAAUUAUCAGCACUCCCCCUAAAAGCCCCAUUAGAAUAUUUAAAAAUUUGCGAGUUUGUGGUGAUUGCCACACUGCAACUAAAUUUAUAGCUAGAAUUACCGAGAGGGAAAUCAUCGUGAGGGAUUCAAACCGUUUUCAUCACUUUAGGGAUGGACACUGCUCCUGUGGCGACUAUUGGUGACAGAUCAUGACUUAAAUCAUUGGAACUGACCUUGGUGAACUAAUUUGGCUGUUGAGUUUUGGUUUUCUUGAAGGGUUCCUCUAUCUCUCAUUGCUUUAGCAGCCGCUGGAGCUCCAGAUUCUGGACUCCAGAGUGAGCUGCUGUCAAAACGAAAAUAACAACAAAGUACCCAACUGCCUUUCUUUUCAUCACUAGGGAAAUUUUGCCAAACAAUUAGUAGCACGAGGCUAAUAAAAAACAUCUUUUUGACAUUACUGUGGAUGAAGCUUUUAUUUACUGUUGA
Molecule: messenger RNA, 3768 nt
Organism: Manihot esculenta (cassava)
Lineage: Eukaryota; Viridiplantae; Streptophyta; Magnoliopsida; Malpighiales; Euphorbiaceae
Product: pentatricopeptide repeat-containing protein At4g33990
Exons: 3
Coding region: 1002-3485 (827 amino acids)
Biological process (GO): RNA modification
Molecular function (GO): protein binding; zinc ion binding; RNA binding
Source: RefSeq, a predicted model, not a curated record